GGACGGGCGGAGUUAGUCGGCUGGUGUUUAUCGAGACCUGCCUGGUUAUAUAAAUAGGUGAAGAGGGGCAGCAAGAACCUCUUGCACUUUCUUGUAGAGCGCGACGCACCGGCCAGUCUUCGCCGAGCGCCAUGGCUCGACACCCGUACCUGUGUCUGGGGGUGCUCCUACUCGCCUAUACUGUAAUCAAUGCAACGCGAGUGAAACGUCAGGAGGACGAUGGUGGAGAUGAGUUGACUCCUGAACAGCUUUGCGAUGGCCGCCCUGCCGAUGAAUACUUCAGAUUAACCACCGAAGGUGACUGCCGUGAUGUAGUCAGGUGUGACCAAGGAGGUGAAAAUAGCGUCACCAGGCUCGCUUCAGUGCGCUGCCCCGGCGGACUGGCGUUCGAUAUCGACCGUCAAACCUGUGAUUGGAAAACUCAUGUUAAGAAUUGCGAUAAAAUAGAAAAGCCUAGAAAAAUUAUGCCUAUUUUGAAGACCGACGAACCUAUUUGCCCUGAAGGCAAACUUGCGUGCGGUAGCGGCGAUUGCAUUGAAAAAGAACUAUUUUGCAACGGAAAACCUGACUGCAAAGACGAGUCUGAUGAGAAUGCUUGUACUGUCGAAUUAGACCCCAAUAGAGCUCCAGACUGCGACACCAACCAGUGCAGACUACCUGACUGCUUCUGCUCCGCUGACGGUACUCGCAUACCCGGUGGAAUUGAACCAAACCAAGUACCACAAAUGGUAACGAUUACAUUCAACGGCGCCGUCAACGUGGACAACAUUGAUUUGUAUGAACAAAUAUUUAAUGGAAACCUUCAUAAUCCUAAUGGCUGCCAAAUUCGUGGUACCUUCUUUGUUUCGCACAAGUAUACUAACUACGCAGCCGUGCAAGAAUUACAUCGCAAAGGACAUGAAAUCUCAGUUUUCUCGUUAACACACAAAGAUGAUCCACAAUACUGGUCCAGUGGAAGUUACGAUGACUGGUUAGCUGAAAUGGCUGGAGGGCGUCUUAUUAUUGAACGUUUUGCAAACAUCACUGAUGCCUCUAUUAUUGGUGUUAGAGCACCCUACUUGAGAGUUGGUGGUAACAAGCAAUUCGAAAUGAUGGCUGAUCAGUACUUCGUGUAUGAUGCUUCCAUAACUGCUCCAUUAGGCCGUGUUCCCAUUUGGCCCUACACGCUGUAUUUCCGUAUGCCACACAAAUGUAACGGCAAUGCUCACAACUGUCCAUCCAGAAGUCAUCCAGUAUGGGAAAUGGUGAUGAAUGAACUUGACCGAAGAGAUGAUCCCACAUUUGAUGAAUCUCUACCAGGUUGUCACGUAGUGGAUUCUUGCUCAAACAUCCAAACUGGCGAACAGUUCGGGAGACUUCUGCGUCAUAACUUCAACCGCCACUACACAACCAACCGUGCCCCACUAGGUCUACACUUCCACGCCUCAUGGCUUAAAUCUAAGAAGGAAUUCAGAGAUGAGCUCAUCAAGUUCAUUGAAGAAAUGUUGGAGAAGAACGAUGUAUAUUUCACUUCUCUCAUUCAAGUUAUCCAGUGGAUGCAGAAUCCUACUGAACUUUCACAGCUCAGAGAUUUCCAAGAAUGGAAACAAGACAAGUGUGACGUCAAAGGUCAACCUUUCUGCUCAUUGCCAAACGCAUGUCCAUUAACCACUCGGGAGUUACCAGGAGAGACACUACGUCUUUUCACUUGCAUGGAAUGCCCCAACAACUACCCAUGGAUAUUAGAUCCCACGGGAGAGGGAUUCAACGUGAGGAAGUGAUCUCUAUAAAUAAAAUUUAAAAGACUGUACACAUGUAAAUAAUACUCAAUUAUAUUAAUAGAUACCUACAAUUAUUGUGACUGUGUGGCAGGGACAACCGAAGUCAACUUAAGUAAUUUGUUAAAGUUUGAUUAUUUGUUUUUAUUUAAGCCGUAAAUGAAAUACCUACUUGAAGUUGAUAUUUGGACUAUACCUACUUUAAAUAUUUUGCCGCCACUUCACAUUUCACACAAAGAUAGUUAAUAAUCUAAAUGUUUCAGUAUGUAUAUUAGAUUAUUAUAAUCUUAUGGACAAAAAUUAAAUAAGUAUAAAUUGGAAAA
This is a messenger RNA of Pararge aegeria (speckled wood butterfly), 2080 nucleotides long. It is a transcript of the gene verm, whose product is annotated as chitin deacetylase 1. Bases 132 to 1760 code for a protein of 542 amino acids. The record is from RefSeq and is a predicted model, not a curated record. NCBI's taxonomy places the organism in Eukaryota, Metazoa, Arthropoda, Insecta, Lepidoptera, Nymphalidae. Gene Ontology annotation, biological process: carbohydrate metabolic process. Gene Ontology annotation, molecular function: chitin binding; protein binding. Gene Ontology annotation, cellular component: extracellular region. The transcript is spliced from 5 exons.